Messenger RNA from Coccidioides posadasii C735 delta SOWgp, 1231 nucleotides. RefSeq lists its product as uncharacterized. Gene Ontology annotation, cellular component: endoplasmic reticulum. The record is from RefSeq and is a predicted model, not a curated record. Gene Ontology annotation, biological process: GPI anchor biosynthetic process. NCBI's taxonomy places the organism in Eukaryota, Fungi, Ascomycota, Eurotiomycetes, Onygenales, Onygenaceae.
CGACCACACCGGGAGCGAGGACUUAACUGACCAUGAGCCGGCCAUGGAUACAGCCACGGAAUUUCCAUGAACAUUGUCUCCUGAGUCUGUGCUUUUUGCCUUUAUUCCAUGGGCUCCAAGCUGCCCUUCCCUCCUCUCCUCCCAGAUCCAGAAACGCUUCCUGAACCGGACUUGUAUCCGGACAAGCAAACCACGACCAAUGAUUUAGCCGAAGAAGAAGAAGAAGUGGAAGAGGAGGAUGACGAUGACGGCAUCGCCUUUGGUGAACAUGCUGAUUUUCGAUCCCACUAUACGUCUCCUCCAUCGCUCGAUGAGUUGGACGAGGAUUCCGGCUCGCUGAAUGACGAGGAGGAGGACGAAGAAGAGGAUGGAGAAGCGGACGAUGAUGAUGGUAUUGCCAUUCACAAGCCGUUCCUACAAUCCACCGGGUCUCUACCUAAUGCGUUUGCCCCGCCGUUCUACAAUCGUCCACCAACACCUCUUCCGCCCUCGCCCUCAUUGACUUCGCUGCUGCGACCGUCGUUUUCGGCGAAUACCUCUCGCCCAACGACGCCGGAUAGCUCUGAUGUAGAGACUCCAAAUGAUACAGAAGCAGCGGUGGCAAAGUCCGCGCGGAUCGCAACGACGGUACCAAGGGCCAGUCCGAAAGUGCCAACGUAUGAGUACUAUGGCUUUGUGUUGUACCUGACCUCCUCAUUGGCAUUUCUAAUGUACUUAUUAUGGUCCUUCCUCCCAUCUCCAUUCCUCCAUCAGUUGGGGAUAUACUACUAUCCCAACCGCUGGUGGUCCCUUGCCAUCCCUUCCUUCCUGGUUAUGACGAUUAUCUACAUUUACGUAGCGCUCGCGGCGUAUAACACCGGAUACCUUACCCUUCCGAUGAAUAAUAUUGAGAACCUUGUUGAUGAUGUCGCGAACAUUGCUGUCAUUGACAGCAAAGGUAGGCGCAGGCCCGGUGGAUCGGAAAAGAUGAAUCCCGAUGCAACGACUGCACAGACAAUGGGUGCUCAGAAGAAGAAAUUAGAGUGGAAGGCUAUUUGGAAUGAGGGCACGGAUGCAGUGAUGGAUAUCCCGGUUGGGGGCGUAUGUGAAGUGCUGUAUGGCGACGAAGGGAAUGGCGAAGAUUUGGAAUCUGAGCAUACAGGAAUAGGCGGGAAGUGAGCCAAGUUUUAUAUGCUUAUUUGCGCCGCCCAACCAUUGUGCCUGCAACUGCCAAAUUUUGAAUAAUACAUCA